Molecule: messenger RNA, 2239 nt
Organism: Notechis scutatus (mainland tiger snake)
Lineage: Eukaryota; Metazoa; Chordata; Lepidosauria; Squamata; Elapidae
Gene: SRM
Product: spermidine synthase
Biological process (GO): spermidine biosynthetic process
Cellular component (GO): cytosol
Molecular function (GO): spermidine synthase activity
Source: RefSeq, a predicted model, not a curated record
CGCUUGCGGCGCGGACAGGUGGCAGGUGGCCGCCGCAGUGGCCCAGGGAGGGAGGGAGGGAAGCUCGCUCUGCUCCUCCUCCUCCUCCCCCCCCUCCCCGGUUGGCCCGUCCAGCGCCGCCUUUGCAGCGAGCGGAGGCGCUUCCCCGACGGGGCUGGGCGGCUAUGGAGGCUGGGGCUGCGGGGGAGGCCGCUGCGGCCGGAGGGGCUGCCUCGCAGGUGGAGGAGGGCUGGUUCCGCGAGACCUGCAGCCUGUGGCCCGGGCAGGCGCUCUCCCUGCAGGUGGAGGAGGUGCUGCAUCGCCAGCGCUCGCUCUUCCAGGAGAUCUUGGUCUUCCGCAGCAAAACCUACGGGAACGUCCUGGUCCUUGAUGGAGUCAUCCAGUGCACGGAGAGGGAUGAGUUUUCCUACCAGGAAAUGAUCGCCAACCUCCCUCUGUGCAGCCAUCCAAACCCUCGGAAGAUACUGAUUAUCGGUGGCGGCGAUGGCGGAGUCUUAAGAGAAGUGGUCAAGCAUCCUUCCGUUGAGUCGGUGAUACAGUGUGAAAUCGAUGAGGACGUGAUCCAGGCCUCUAAGAAAUACCUCCCCAGCAUGGCCGUGGGCUACUCCAGCCCGAAGCUGACGCUCCACGUUGGGGACGGCUUUGAAUUCAUGAAGCAGAACCAAGAGGCUUUUGACGUGAUCAUCACCGAUUCCUCUGACCCCAUGGGUCCAGCCGAAAGCCUGUUUAAGGAAUCCUAUUACCAGUUGAUGAAAACCGCCCUGCGGGAAGACGGGAUUCUCUGCUGCCAAGGGGAAUGCCAGUGGCUGCACCUUGAUCUCAUUAAAGAGAUGCGCCAGUUCUGUAAAUCUCUCUUUCCGGUGGUUGAGUACGCCUACUGCACCAUUCCGACAUAUCCCAGCGGCCAGAUUGGCUUCAUGCUUUGCAGCAAAAAUCCAAACACGAACUUCAGGGAACCGAUCCAGCUACUUUCUCAGGAACAAGUGGAAAACAUGACCCUUAAGUAUUACAACUCGGACAUCCACCGAGCGGCUUUUGUCUUGCCAGAAUUUGCACGAAAGGCACUGAGUACUGUGUAAAAAAAUGCCAACUUGGCCUCUUCCGUUUGAACUUCUGGAGGUCUCGGAGUGGCAUCACCGUAGCAGCAGAUUUUCUCCGGCGAUGGCUCGGCCCUCCCGUCUGCAAGCCUGGGCACAACCCUCUCUGCCAGCUGGGCCUCCCUUCCUAUUAUGUAUUUAAAAGAAAAGAACUUGGUGUUCGGCCCCUGGCAAGACUCCAAAAUAUCUACUUAAGCUUCGGUUGCAGGCUCUGCUCUCCUUCCAGCCGGCGUUUCCUUUUUAACUGCCCCGAUUUCAUGGCUCUGUAUUUAUAGCUAACAAAUAUUUCCUCUCCCCAGCUCUUUUUCUGAUGCUUCCCCCUGUAACUCAGCAGAGGGGCCUGAUUUGGCAGCAUCCCCUUUCCCUCGAACAGUGCGAUGUUUUCGAAAGCAAACACCCGCUUCUCAUCUCAUCCCCCUCAUGUUCGUCUUCCGUAGGAGAAGCAGGUCCCUCGGUUUUACUGUUUGGGUAUUUUGCCCUUUCCCUGGAUUUUUUUUAGCUGACCCGAGAAGCGUCUGCCAGCUGUAAACUCUGCUUUGCCCGCCUGUCAUCACGAGAGAAGAGGCUCCUUCCGUUUGUGCCGCCGGAAACAUCCGUAUCAUCGGAGAGUUUCCAGCGACAGUGAAUCUGGGCCUUUUCCACACAACCGCUCCCAAAUUAACUGUCGUAAUCAUGCAUCUUUGUUAAGCCGUUGCAGAAGCAGCCUGGAAAUGAAAUUAACUCUCGCUCCCAGAAUCGUUUUGUACAAAUGUGAAGAUAAUAACCGUGGCGUUUCACAGGUGGUUUGCAAAAACGGCAAAUACCUUUUUUUGAGCUGGUUGUUCUGCUGCAAGUGGCCAAAUUCCCAGCAUGAUGGUAAAGCAGGUGCCCUUGGACCCGGCCAUGCCCAUCUUUCAAAUACCAAGAUAAGAUGCCAGUCGUCUUGGUUCAAAAUAAGGGCCAAGGUCUGGGAAUUCUGGGGGCUGUACCCCAAAAGAUCUGGGGAGGAGAGGUGACCUGUCAAAGAGAUCCCUGAUUUUAGCCAGUUCCCCUUGUCACUCAUUCUGCCUUGUGGGGAAAUUGUGCCUAUGUAUAGACUGGAAGGGUAUGUCUGUAUGUAUGGUUUUGUUUCCUUUUUUUAAAAAAAAAAAACUUUAAAAUUG